CAAGCACCUUUGGUAAAGAGCUUAAUUUCUCCGUCAUUGUGAUCAGUCCCAUCGGAGUGUGUGGACAAAGGUACAGCAACACCAUCCUCUGAGUGACCAAGGGGAAGAUUCCUGGUUUUGGCUGUAGUGGAAACAUGGACACAAAUGUCUCAUCAUCCACCUUGACCUCUAUGCCAACUCAACACCCCCCCAAUAGCACAGAAUAUAUUAAUGCCACUGUAAAACCUUUCAGUGUGUUUGACGGGUGUGACCACCAGGCAGAAGCCAUUCUCUUUGACCUUAUCCUGCAGUGCAUCAAUGUUGUUGUGGGAAUCCCUGCCAACACAUUUGUCAUUGCAGUUCUCAUUCACAAUCGCAAAGAAUCCACCACUUCAGACAUAUUCUUGGGCUGCUUGGCCUUCAUGGACGCCUACUUUGGUGUCAUGACCCCCAUCAACUUCAUUAACCUUUACCACUGGCAGAGUAAGGGGGUUUGGUCGUCCAUUAAGUUCUCCUAUGGUGUAAAGGACACUAGUGGCCCCCUGUUUCUCUCCUGCAUCUGUCUAGAUCGCUUUGUGGCUGUGGUCUUCCCAAUUGCUUUUGGGCAGCUUAAGGACUUCAAGUAUAGGUUAAGCCUCUCAGUGCUGGUAUUCUGCCUCACAUUUGCCUACUCAGCAGCCAAGACAGUGGGAGGACUCCCAAACUUUGAAAAGGUAUUCACUGGUGAAGUUCUAGCUGCAUUUAUUUGGAUGGUGGUGUGCAACAUUAGUAUCCUAUGGGUCCUGAAGAGGUCCCGUGGUGCUGGGAAAGAUGAAAUGCACCCAAUGAAGAAGAAGGCCUUCAAGAGUGUGCUCUCUAUCCUUUGUAUCAUCAUCUUCAACUACCUGCCACCUGUAGUACUGUUUCCAUUUGAAGACCAUUACGCCCCUUAUGUGUUUCGCUGCUAUGUGCAACCUGUAGGCUUUGCAUUCCUGAAUGUCAGCAGUACCAUCCAGCCACUUGUCUACUUGUCUCGCCUGGAGAAAGUGCCUUUCCUCUCAGAUGUCAGGAUUAAAAGGUGUUCAUGCUGUGUCACUGCAGAGAGCAACACAUCCCCACCUACACAAAGCCCACAAUCAUCCUAA
This is a messenger RNA of Mugil cephalus (flathead mullet), 1103 nucleotides long. RefSeq names its product G-protein coupled receptor 183. The coding region runs from base 135 to 1103 and encodes 322 amino acids. The transcript has 2 exons. The record is from RefSeq and is a predicted model, not a curated record. Gene Ontology annotation, biological process: phospholipase C-activating G protein-coupled receptor signaling pathway; positive regulation of Rho protein signal transduction. Gene Ontology annotation, cellular component: membrane. Lineage: Eukaryota; Metazoa; Chordata; Actinopteri; Mugiliformes; Mugilidae. Gene Ontology annotation, molecular function: G protein-coupled receptor activity.